UUCCAGAAAGAAUCCGCCCACCGACAUGGCGGAGGCCGGGCUCACCGACUACGAGCGCCGGCGCGAGGAGAACAUCCGCCGCAACGAGACCAUCCUCGCCUCCCUCCGCCGGCAGGUCGCUGAGCUCUCCGCCUCCGUCCGCCCCUCCCCCAGCCUCAAGCGCCCCAAGAAGGAGCAGCCCCGCGCGAGGCCGGCAGGACCCGUCGUCCUCCGCCGCUCCCCCCGCACCCGCGGCAUUGCCCCCGGCGAGCCCUCCGCCUCCACCGGCGCCAACACCUCCCCGGCUGCGCCGCCGUCCCCGACAAAGCCUCGCACCACCCGGUUCUCCUCCUCCCUCGCCUCCGCCCUGCGAGACGCCACCGCCGUCAAGCCCCCGCCGCGGCCGGAGGGCGGUAUCUGCGCGGCGGACGGGUUCGACGCCGGGAGGGAGCUGGUGCUGCGUUCCGCGAACGUGAGGAGAGUGGUGCCUGAGCGCAUACUCUCGGUGCGGAUCCUGCCGUUGGCCGACCGGACCGUGGUGGCCGCCGGGAACAAGCUCGGACAUAUCGGACUCUGGGAUGUGGAUGGUCUCGUGGAGGAUGAGGAGGACGGAGAUGGUGCAAAUGGGGUGUUCCAGUAUUUUCCCCACAGGGGUUCUGUUGGGGGUAUUGUGAUGCACCCUGACGCGCAGAGGAAGAUUUACAGUUGUAGUUAUCAAGGUGAAAUUUGUCUUAUGGAUGUUGAGAAGGAGAACUUUAAUGUGAUCCACUUGUGUGACUAUCCCAUUUUCUCGCUUUGUCAAGCACCAAAUAGUCCCAGCUCCCUUUAUUUUGCCGAGGGCAAUGACUUGAAACUUUACGAUGAAAGGACGGGUAAGGUGUCAGCUACAUGGAAUUUACAUGACCAUAGAAUCAACUCAAUAGAUUUUCGCCCAGAAAACCCAUAUGUGUUUGCCACAAGCUCGACGGAUCGAACAGUAUGUAUAUGGGAUAUGAGAAGCAUGAAAAAGGAGGGUCCAGAGAAGUUGAAAGUUUUGGAGUACAACAGAGCCAUUCAAUCAGCUUAUUUCUCACCCAGUGGCAAUAUGCUUGCAACAACCAGCCUUGAUGACACUGUCCGAAUUUUUAACAUGGAUAACUUUGAUGAGUCAUGUAUUCUUAAGCAUGAUAACAGGACAGGCAGAUGGCUGUCCACGUUCAAGGCAAUCUGGAGCUGGAACGAUAACAACCUCUUUGUUGGGAACAUGAAAAGAGCAAUAGAUGUUAUCUCAGUUGAUCACAGUGGGAAGAGCCUCUCGGCUUCGUAUACGGCGUUUCUUCAGAGUGAACACAUGACAGCCAUCCCAGGCCGGUUUUCGCUGCACCCCUACAAAGUUGGCCAUCUGGCUGGUGCAAGCUCCAGUGGUAAGGUGUUUCUCUGGACCAGAGCUUGAAGGAUCUGGUAGUAAGGUGUUUCUCGGGACCAGAUCUAGCAUGAAGCAACAAGAUCUUAACGGACUGACCUGUGAAAUCGGCUUGCCUGUCCUGCUAUGCCAAAGUUCCUGACCGGGGAGAUCCCCAACUCGUGGCUGAGUACAACACCUGAUGCUUGUUUAGCAUCACCGUGCUAUCAAAUUUAUAACAGUGAGCACCGCAUAACUAUUAGGUAUUGUAAUAUCUAAUAUGCAUGGGAUGGAGCUGAUGCCUUAUCUAGUUAUUAACUGGCAUUUACCCAUGUGAAUGCACCGCCUACCCGCUACCAUCUUAGUCUGUUUUAUCUAUAAUUGUUUAGAAGUUUCUUGUUGAGGAUGAUUU
Panicum virgatum (switchgrass) is the source of this 1772-nucleotide messenger RNA. RefSeq names its product WD repeat-containing protein 76-like. The transcript is spliced from 4 exons. Lineage: Eukaryota; Viridiplantae; Streptophyta; Magnoliopsida; Poales; Poaceae. Gene Ontology annotation, biological process: regulation of DNA damage checkpoint. Gene Ontology annotation, cellular component: nucleus. The record is from RefSeq and is a predicted model, not a curated record. Bases 26 to 1411 code for a protein of 461 amino acids. Gene Ontology annotation, molecular function: protein binding; DNA binding.